Messenger RNA from Williopsis jadinii, 891 nucleotides. RefSeq lists its product as uncharacterized. Bases 1 to 891 code for a protein of 296 amino acids. Lineage: Eukaryota; Fungi; Ascomycota; Saccharomycetes; Phaffomycetales; Wickerhamomycetaceae. The record is from RefSeq and is a predicted model, not a curated record. Gene Ontology annotation, biological process: cell adhesion. The transcript has a single exon.
AUGCCAUACAUUUUCGAAGUUAGAAUUACAAAUGCGGAUAAUUCACUAACCAACUUCUUUGACAUCAAAAACGAUGAUGGAACUACAUUGGCUUCCUGUAAUGUUGACCAAGCUGGUGGAAGAUCUCUUGAAACAUCCAUCAAUUGUCAAGUCACAGCAGAUCUUACUGAUUUCACAACCUUUAGUGGUAGUCUUCAGUUCGUCAUGAUCGGUGAUGGUGGUGGUUUACCUCUAACCAUCCCAGCCGCAGAGCAUUGGACAGCUGGUGUAAACCAGUUAGUAUUCAAUGGAGACUUAACACAUGACAUCACGUUUAAACAGCCAGGUAUGAGAACACUCGGAAGAGUUACAAUGAGAGGUGAUGUUUUUCAUUAUUACAUGCCAAAGGAAGAACUCUGUCCACUCAGCGGUAUCAAGAAUGGUACUCUGGGGGUCAUUGUGAAAAGCCAAUCAUUACCAAUUAAUACAGCCGACAGCAAUAUGUAUUACACCAACACAUUUAGUCCAUAUGAUUUCCCUCUGGAAGCCAACACCAUUCCAGACACCACUAGUCAGUACACUUCAUCUGCUAACAGACUUGAUUACAGUUUUGGAGCAGUUCCAGUGGGUGGACAGAUCUAUUGGUCUGGUUUCGUUGACAAUGUCGCUCAAGAAUAUUCCAGCUAUGAGGUUAUGUUUUCACUCAACUAUGACUGUUAUGACAACUCGGAGGAAAAGAUCGCAGGAAAUUAUGCUACGAAUUUUGUUGUGGUCCCAGGAAACUUGGAGACUGAUGGGUCAGGAAACCGUAUGUAUACUAUGAGUUUAUUGAGACCAAAAGCUGAUAGGUUACUAACAUAUUCUUCAAGUCAAACCGGUAACUACUACUAUUAUAGAGACGACCGCAUUUGA